CUUGUUUGGCCCACGCCUUGGAAUUUGCAUGAAAAUCAAGCGAGACUAAAUUUAUCCCUUUGUUAGCGUGAUUGCUCACCAAAAAGUUAAGCCGUGGGGGCUGCAGAACAAACAGCUUUUGUGUAAGUCCUCUAAAUAAGGCAUUCGACAUUUACUGUGUGUACUUUGAAAUGUAUACACAAGCCUGUACUUUUUAUUACCAGCCGUAUGGCUGGAGUUUGAUUGCUGUUAAAGUCUCUCUCUCGAUCCCGGAUUGGCGGACAGCGGACAGCUAGCUUUAUGAAGGCAAAAGUUAUUUGUCGUUUUGAAACUCGAGGAUGAGCUCACAUGCGAACUGUGUAAAUUAAACGAUGAAUACUCCUUUGUACUUUUGUAUAAUGGCAACAUUUCCGAAGUUUGAGCGCUGCUUAACUGGCUUCAUUUUACCCCCCAAACAGAGCUUUCUCAACUUGUUAAUCUAACUUGACACAUCUGCCAAGCACAGGAAAACUUGGAAAAAUGUCACGGGAUAUUUGAAUCGGGGCAUAAACUUUGGUGUUGUAAAUCUUAAGGCCAACACAAGGUGUUAGCAAGACAGUGGAUCUUAAUCCGCGAAACUUAUCUUUCUUAGCUAGCGUUUGCUUAGGAUCUGUCUCUUAGGCUGAUGUGCGACAGACUCGAAUGGAGACAAAUAGGAUUCGCGGUUUUAUUGUUCAAUUUCUGUGGCAAACGUACAGUGAUUGAUAUUUUCAUUGAUACGUUAUAGCACUACAAUCAAGCUAGUAAUGUGGGUGAUUAGGACCUUUGAACAAAUUAUAUCGAAAUUAAUGCUAAUUAAGGCGUGAUUGUUCUACUUUAGCCUUUAUUCAACCUUCAUCAGCUUUCAUUAACAAAAGAUUAGAAACUAAUUGUCGCCAGCACUGCCAAUCACAGGAAGGAAUGGUAAUUGAAUUUGCGAAGAGUGUGUGAAUAAGGCGAUAGCUGGAAUAACAUUAAGUGAGUGUAGAAAGCUUCAUAAAGACGACACCACACGUCAACGCGACAGACGACCUAAUUCAAGCGACAUGGAAUGAGUCUUUCUUGGAAUCUUCAACCCAGAAAUAUGCAACAUAGGUCGUUCAGAAUUGAUGACAUCUUAGCGGAGGAUACUCAUCCCAAUGAGACAACAAAACCGGAACGGAAGGAAGGAACCGAGGUUACGGUUGUUCGGAGGCCACCAAUCUUGUUGCCAAGAAUAGAGCCUAUCGUUUGGAGCCCUUGCAUGAAUAACUGCUGCCAUUCACCGUCAAACUGUGCACGCGUCCGCGGGGAGCCAAAGGCAUAUCUACCACCUUGGUAUUAUCACAGAAAUCCGCAAGGAUUUCCAGAUUACUCCCAUCACUAUUUACACACACGAAACUUCACUGUAAAUGGAAAACAGAGGCGACCUCGCACAGCGUUUUCAAGUCAUCAACUUCUUACGCUUGAACGCCAGUUCCAGGCCCAGAAAUAUUUGACACGGCCACAGCGUUACGAGCUCGCUACCAGUCUCAUGUUGACUGAAACGCAAGUCAAGAUAUGGUUCCAAAAUCGUCGAAUGAAAUGGAAAAGAUGCGGCAAGACAACAAGUGAUAGGAAACAAAGGAAAGACAGCAGGAAUGAGAUGAAUCUAUCAAUAGAGGGGGAACUAGAUGAUUCCGAUUAAAUUAAUAGUGUAGCCCCUGCGUAGCUGGUGGUUUUACGCGACCUGCGUGUGCGGACAAGGGGCAAAAUCGCGAGGAGCCUGGGAGAGAGAGAUAAGAAACGCUAUCCCCUAGGCUCCUCGCAGCAUCGGCGCUCGUAUUCGCGGCUUAACGCAUCGCUUGUGGAUCUUGUGCUCGUGCUCAAAUCGCUUAAACCACCAGCUACGCAUCAAUAGAGUGGCUGAAAUGAUUACAUUGUAAAUAUUAAAUUAAAAGAAAUAAAAGUUCCGAUCUUUUAAAGUAAAAAAAUUUUUGUAUCUGUGUUGAAUGGUCAAGCGCAAAAGCUGGUUUAAUUUUCAUUCAUCAUUCAGUGAGAAAAGAAAAUAUUUGCGUUUGGAGUCUUUGAUUUAACUUCGAUUUUGGGUUUACCAACCUUACAAGAAAACCACUCUUUUAAAAUUGGAAUUAGACUGAAUGACAAUAGAGAGCUUGGAAAUCUCUUUUUGUUGCACUUUCGCAUCAAACCAAAUAAGGAAGAGAGCAACAAAAUUUUUUGUUUGCUUUUUUGGAGCAACUUUUGAGCAACUUUCGUUACAAAAAGCAACUUUUGACUUUUUCUGAGCAACUUUUGAGAAAUUGCGAGCAACGUAUUGCCCCUGGUUUUGCGAAAUCUCGAGCAACUUGUGGAAAGCACUGAUACGUCUGUUGACUCUCUGUUGCUGCCGCGAGACCUUGUAAAAGCUGGGCACCAUCAAGGCCCCAACUGGGAGAGGGGAGGGGUCAGGUAUUUGACACCAGAACUAGGACUGAGGGUCUUAGGGGGGGACGAGUUGACUUUUGAAGGGAGGGGUGUGUGAUUUUGAAAAAAAAAAAACACUCGCAAGCACUGUACCAAAAAAUCAUGCACACGACCACUGCAUAAGAAAAUAUUCACGCAUGUUCAGUGAGCCGAAGAAAGCACGUAAAAUGGGGAAAAAAUAUCAUGCAUACAUACGUCCCGGAAAUAAACAAAUUCCUACUGCAUGAAAGGGUUAAAAAGAAUUCGUGCCGGUACCAAAUCAUCUCCCCCCCUCGCCUCAAAAGUCAAAUGAUCCAUCCUCUAUUGUCUUUAUUUGAGGAAAUAUGGUCUUUGCACGACUUUGUCGCGAUGACUUUUUGAUACCGCGCGUUGAGGUUUGUCCUGCAUUUGUCUGUAUAGAGGUAGUGAUGGGCUCCUACAGAUCAAGAGAAAAUGUGAUAAGCGGCUGAUCAUGAUUUUGCUUUAGAUUUCCCCAAACCACGACUGAAUAAAUUUGAGCCUGCUUUCUGUUGAAUGUUGGCGUCAGCGGAUCAACAAUUUUCUACCCAUAAUGCAAUACCAAGCUUCGUCCUCUCUCUUCUUCCUUUUAGUGACACGACAUCUCUCGAUCUUUUGUGAAGAACUAUUCCGGAAAUAACACAGAGAAAUGGACCAGAUUACGAACGCUCUUGAGCCAUGCAAACAGUUUGCGAAGGACUCCAUGAGACUUGUGAAGAGAUGCACCAAGCCGGAUAGAAAAGAAUUCCAGAAAAUUGCCCUGGCAACUGCCAUUGGUUUUGCUAUCAUGGGAUUCAUCGGCUUUUUCGUCAAACUCAUUCACAUUCCCAUCAACAACAUCAUAGUGCAAUAACGCACAUCUAUGAUUUCAAGUCAAGACAAUAUUAAUAUCUGCCAGCAAAUGAGAAAUACAUCAGCGUGAUGAACUAUGUAAAUUACACCGACUAGAAUCAUGAUUUGCAUAUUUUUAGUCAUGAUUAAAAUUCUUGUAUACUGUUUGUCUAUUGCCUGUCAAAAGUGUCCUAGUAAAGUACUUUGAAACUCUAUUGUUUGUUUCACGCAAUAAAAAAAUGUAUUUGUUUAUUGAACUCUAUGUGUACAUUAAAAUUUGCUACUUAUAUCUUCAA
Molecule: messenger RNA, 3563 nt
Organism: Orbicella faveolata
Lineage: Eukaryota; Metazoa; Cnidaria; Anthozoa; Scleractinia; Merulinidae
Product: protein transport protein Sec61 subunit gamma
Biological process (GO): protein targeting; intracellular protein transport
Cellular component (GO): membrane
Molecular function (GO): transmembrane protein transporter activity
Source: RefSeq, a predicted model, not a curated record